AUGACCCAGCCCACCUGUCCAUAUAGCGUCAUCUUCGGUCGUGCCAUCAAAACUGAGUACCUCAGUGUUGGUACACUCGUUGCAACCGGUCUUCUCACCUACUGUUCCUUGGGCGGCAAGAAGGAUGCCAGCGCAGCUGGAAAGACCAUAUCCCAGAGAGUAAACGAAGCUACUCCCAUAAAAGCUGCAUCGAAAGAGGAAGAAGAAUUGUUCGACAGUAUCAAGCACUUUAUUAGUGAAGCAGAGAAGGAUGGUGGAGGAUCAUCACAUCACUGA
Pisolithus orientalis is the source of this 276-nucleotide messenger RNA. RefSeq lists its product as uncharacterized. Gene Ontology annotation, biological process: proton motive force-driven ATP synthesis. The coding region runs from base 1 to 276 and encodes 91 amino acids. The transcript has 3 exons. NCBI's taxonomy places the organism in Eukaryota, Fungi, Basidiomycota, Agaricomycetes, Boletales, Pisolithaceae. The record is from RefSeq and is a predicted model, not a curated record.